Molecule: messenger RNA, 1428 nt
Organism: Exophiala aquamarina CBS 119918
Lineage: Eukaryota; Fungi; Ascomycota; Eurotiomycetes; Chaetothyriales; Herpotrichiellaceae
Exons: 1
Coding region: 1-1428 (475 amino acids)
Source: RefSeq, a predicted model, not a curated record
AUGGAGCGUCACGGGUUCUGGCUCUACAUGCAGCUCUCCCAUAGCACUCUUGAGGCAUUUGGAGAUGCUGAUGUCGAGUUAUUUUGUAAUAUUCUACCACAAGCUAGCAUGCAUGUUCCCGCUAUUCGAUCCGCGGUCUUGUGUUUCGCAUCAUAUAUUGGUAGCUUGAUCGACCCAAUCAACACGAGAUAUUGUCAACUCGCUGCAGAAUGGCACUACCGGAAAGUUCUCUUAUCGGCUGGAUCUGCGAAACCUCCUCCAUCUUCAAAUUCAAGUUGGGUUGAGAUUUUUCUCGUCUCAAUGCUACUCAGGUGCUUGGAAACAUAUCGCAACGACUACAAGCGCGCGGUGACACAUCUGCAAGGCGCCAUUGGAAUCAUCCAAGAUCAUAAGUCGUCCAAUGCAAUGCAACCACUUGAUUUCUGCGUUCAGCACAUUAUCAACCGCGUAAAGGCUAAAAUGAACAGCCGAUCAAAGUUUAUUUCGCACUCUCCAAUGUCACCCUUUGCUCAAUUCAACUCAAUAGUCGAUGGAAUUUGUAGUGAAUUUGAUGCGGCCGGUGGCACAAGAUCCCGUGGAGUUGAAAGACUUGAGUUGAUUCAGAAAUCUGUCAAGCAACUGGACUCUUUCUUCCCUAAUCUCGAAAUCGACGCAAUCUCCCUCAGUCGAAGUACCUCCUACGUUUAUUUGCACAUCCAAUAUCAGAUAUGCCGCCUUGUGCUCGUGAAUCUGGAAGAUCUGCGCAUCCUCUCAGAGUCAGCAUCAUACCGGGCGCUUCAGGACAUCCUUGAUCUGUGUGCCAAACUCAAUGAGCUCGCGUUGGAAGGUGCGAAGACACUCUCAUCCGAAGGUCGGCAGAUAAGACUCGGUUUUGGUACUGAAUUCAUCUCUAACAUACUGUUUGUUGCCACGAUAUGUGGCAGUCCACAAAUUCGACAAUCCGCCAUUUCACUGCUCCGCUCAUGUUUUCGGCAGGAGUGGCUAUGGGACAGUAUGCAAGCCGCACAGCUGGCUGAGUGGCUCAUUCACCAAGACGACGACGAUGUCCACCCUAGGGCCUGUUCGUCUCGUUCGCUACCAGUGAUAGCAUCCGCCGAAUUUUACCAAGAAAAGCGUCAAUCGGAGUCCUCAUUUAGGAGGCCUUCAUCGGUCCAGAUUGAACUGCUUUGGCCUCGCAGUACCGCCAAACACUGGCUCCUUCUCGAUCAACCCCAUCAGGGAACUCAAAACCAAGCCCAGGCUUCUCACUCAAGUGAGCUUGUACUCUGCUGCAGUCUACAAGGUCCAUUCUGGCCUUCUACUGCAAUCGCUGUCGGCAAGUCGUACGUUGAGCUUUUGAAAACCCCAGGCGCGGAAUCCCCUGAUUGGUACCGAGAAAUUUCUAAAGCAGCGACGCGAUGUCCUGUCUAUUCUGCUUUGGGAUUGUAA